AUGUGGGAUAAUCAAAUUGAUAUAAAUGAUGUUAUAAAGGAAAUAAUAUAUAGAUCAGCAGAUGAUUGUAACUAUAAUAAUGUGGAAAUAAAUUUCCCAAGUAUAUUGAAAUAUUUUUAUGAUGUAAUAAAUAGAUAUAAUAUAAAAAAAAAUACUUCUGAUGAAAUUUUUAAUAAGUUAUUAAUAAUAUGCAAAAAUAUAAUCGAAGAAAAAAUAAAAUAUGAAUAUUCCAAACCAAUAUUAGACAAUGGGUCAAGAUUAUAUUUCAACCCAUACUUUCAAAAUGAUGAAAAUACGAAUGAACAAGUUUUCAAUUCUGAAAAUAAAGAAAUACUUGAAACAUAUAAUAUAUAUAAACAAAGAAAUAGUAACAAUGUUGAUAAUUAUUUUGGAGAUAUUAAAGAUGAUUAUUUAAGAAAUGUUGAGUGUAGUCCCUAUAGUAUAAAUAAUGAAUUUUAUAAUGAAAAAAAUAAUAAUUUUGUUAAAUUUACUAAAUUGUGUAAAAAAGAAAAUGAAUAUAAUAUUUUAAAUGAGGAUAGUAAAACAGAGCAAGUAAGUAUUAUUCCUCAUGUUAUGAAAAAUGAUGAAAAAAAAAAAAAAUAUUAUUGUAAAAAUAUAAAUGAAUUAACUAAUGUAAACCAAAUCAGUGAUAUUAACUCAAUACAUAAUGAGUAUCGAGAAAAUUGUUGGAAGUAUUUUGGUAGUAAUACAAAUGAAAUUGAAAAUUUUUAUUUAAUAAAAAUAAAUGAAAAAUCUUUUUUACAUACAAAUAAUAGAAAUUUACUAAAAAUAUAUUUAAAUGGCGAAACAAUACAUAAUAUAUAUAAAAAACUUACAAAAUAUAGACAUAAUAAUAAUGAAGAUUUUUAUAUUAAUAAAAAAAAUAAAAUGAAAAUAUAUAAUGAGGCUAAUCUUUUUUUUACUUAUAUCAUGUUAAAAAAAAUGUUUAUUUUAUGGAUGAAUUUUGUGAAUAAAAAAAAAUUAAUAAAUAAAAAUAAAAUUAUAUUUAAUAAAAUUUGUAACAAAAAAGUGUUAAUAAAAUAUUAUGAUAUAUGGAUAUAUCGUUUUGAAAAAAAAAUAUAUUUAAAACAUACAUAUGAAAGAUUAAUUCUAAAAAAUGAGAGCAUGAACAUUCGAAAAUAUUUUAAUAAAUGGCUAAAUAAAUACAAAAAAAAAAGAAAAAUAAAUUUUAUUUAUUGUCUACAUAUAUUUAGUGAAUGGAAAAAUUUUGCAGAAAAAAGUAGAUUGUUACAAUUAUCCACAAAUAAGUUGGGGAAAAAAAAAAAAAAAAAAAUAUUUACUAUUUGGAAAAAUAAAUAUCAAAAUAAAAUUAUUAAGAAAAUUAAAAAUAAAGAAAUAUAUAAUAUUUAUAAUAAAAAUUUGUUAAUAAAAUGUUAUGUGCAUUUAGUUUUAUAUUAUAAAAAAAGAAAACAUGAAAAUGAAUGUUAUCAAGCUAUAUAUCUUAGAUGGAGAAUAAAUGUGUGUAAAAAAUAUUUUUAUUUUUUUAUACAAAUAUAUAAUGAAGAAUUAGAAUUUAAGGAAUACUAUCAAAAAUAUAUAAAUAAAAUAAAAACAGUUUUAAUCAAAAAAUAUUUUUCUAGUUUAUAUAAGUAUUCUAAAAAAUGUAAAAAACUGUCUAUAUCCUUAGCAAAAUGGGAAAAUCGAAAAAAAAAAAAUAUACCAUAUAUUUAUUUUUUACAAUGGAUUAAUAUAUAUAAUGAGAAUUUAACAAUUAUUAAUAUAUUAAAAUGUAUAAAUGAAAAAAAAAAAAUAUAUAUUUUAAAAAAAUAUUUCACAAUUUUGAAAAAGCAUAAAGAGAAAACAUUCUAUUCAAAAAAAUUAUUUAUUUAUAUAUAUGAAAAAAAAAAUAAACAAGACAUGGAAAAAAUAUAUAACCAAUGGAAAAAUUAUUAUAUUUUAAAUUCCUCAAAAUAUAUAUUUUUAUAUAAUAAAUAUAAAUAUAAAAUUAUGAUACAAUCUUUUUAUCUUCUAUAUAAAUAUAAAGAAUAUAAAAAAAAACGAAAAGCACACAUAUUAACUAUUGAUAAUUAUUUUGUUAACAAUUUAAAAAAAAAUGUGAUAAAAAAAUGGAUAAUGCAUAUAAAAGUAUAUCGAAAAAAUAUUUUAAGUUAUUACAACUUUAACAAUGAAAGCAAUCUUGUUUUAUUAUUCAUGUCUAAGAUUAUGAUAAAACAUAAAAUACUUUCAAAGUCAGUUAAUAAUAUAACAAUUUUAGAUUUUGUUAAUUUUAAUAAUAUUGAUAUAAAUAUAAAUAGUUUAAUAUAUGCUCAUAAAAAAUAUUAUUCAUGUAAAAAUAUAAUGCAAAACCCGAGUUAUUUUUAUCAAAAUGUAUCCUUUAUACUUAAAUCAAUAAACAUUGUCUUAUCAUUUGUCCCUGCAUCAUUCAUAAUUAAUUUAUCAAAAUUAAAAUUUUCCUUGCCUUAUUUUUCCUUUGCUCUUAAAAUGGCCCUAUACAAAAUAAUUUUCACAAACUGGCUGCUUAACUGUCGAUCUAUAAAAAUCUUCAAGAAAAAAAUUCAAGAAAAUAUUUUAAAAAGAUAUUUUUUAUCAUUGUUUUUGUUUGGAAAAAAAAAAAAAAAAUUAGCAAAACUGAAAAUGGAGUAUGAAAUAGAACAAGAGGAUAUGUUAAAAAAAAAAAUAUUUAUAAAAUGGUUAGGAUUGCGUAUAAAAUAUUUUAAAUUUCGAAAAAAAAUUGACAUAUAUAUUUAUAAGACCAAAGAAAACCGAAUGAAAAAAGUGUUAAUAGGGUGGUAUAAAAUAACUAAAGGGUCUAAUAAAAAAAAGGAAAAUAUACUAAAUUUUUUUAAAAAAUUAUUAAUAAAAAAAAAAAGAAAAUGUUUUAAUUCCUUAAUUAUUAAUGUAAAAAGGACGAAAGAAAUAAAAGUUAAAAAAGAAAUAUCAGACUUAUUCUAUAUGAAUAAAUUAAAAAAAAUAUCUUUUAAAUCAUUAUUUGUAUAUUCAAAAAAUAUGUUAUAUUUUAAUACGCUAAAUAAAAUGGCACAAAAUUAUCUUAAAGGUUUAUGUAUUAUUAAAUGGCGAAAAUUAACUAGACAAUAUAUAAAUAAAAAAGAAAAAAAUACAAAUAUUUUAAAUUAUUUUUAUUUAAAAAUCAAAAAAAAGUUUUUCAAUAUACUUAUUGUCUAUACCAAUCUUAGGCAAAUUAAUAAGAAAAAGAUUUCACAUUUUAAGAAAAUACAAGAAAAAAUAUUUUUUUAUAAAUAUAUGAGAAAUUGGAAGAAUUAUGUUGAAAUCAAAAAAAAUAAAAAAGAAUUUAUGGAAAAAAUUGUUAAUCAUUUUAGCAGGAAAAAAAAAAUAAAUGUUCUAAGUAAAUGGUAUACAACAUUUAUAAUAAAUAUAAAAUUCAAGGAAGCAGAUUUUAUUUUUACAACAAAAAUAAUUAUUAUAUAUUUUAAUAAAUUAUUUUUGUAUGCUCAAAAAAUGAAAAGAAUUUUAAUGUUCAUAAAAAAUAGACAAAAUAUACUGACUUGUCAACGAAUAUUAAAACAAUGGAAGGGGUAUACAAAACGUGAAAAUAAAAGAAAAAUAUUUUAUGAAAAAAUAUGCAAAAAAAAGAAAGAAGAAUAUUAUAUUUUAUGGUGUAAAAUGUAUGAAAAAGUAAGAAAAAAAAAAAAUCAAGGGUAUAUAUUAUAUAAAAUUAGGCAAAUAAAUAAUUUGAACAAGUUAUAUAAAUUUUACACAGAAUGGAAGGUUAAAUAUAUACAAAAUAAACAAAUAAAAUCAUUUAUAUAUAUUAUGAAUAAAUGUGUAAUAGACAAAAUAAAAUUAAGAACAUUUAAUUUAUUAUAUAAAAAUUAUGAAUAUCAUUUAAAUAUAUCAUCAUUAUUUAAUAAUUUUUUACUAGAAAAAAGAAAUAAAAUAAAAAAAUAUAUUUUUAAUUUAUUAGUAUAUAAUAAAAAUAGAAGAAUAAAGAAUAGAACAGCUUUAUACUUUUAUGUCAAAAAAAUCAAAACAAAAGCUUUUCAUUCAUUUAAAAAAUAUAAAAAUAAAAAAUUAUUAUAUGAAAAAAAUACUAAUAUAUUAAUAAAUAGAAAAAAAAAAUUAUAUUUUUAUACUAUCAUUAAUUUUUAUAAUAUAAUCCAUAAAAUUAAGAGUAAUUAUUUCGAAUUAUGCAAAAGUAUAGAUACAAGAAUUAAAAGAUAUUUUUUUAUAAAAUGGUUUAUAUUUUUGAGAAAAAAAAAGAUGGAAAAACAAAAUUUUAUAGAAUUUGUCAAAAAAAGGGAAAAUAAGAAAAAGGAAGAAAUAUUUUUGGAAAUUUUUAGAAAAUCAAAUAAAAAGAAAUACAUUGCUAUUAUAUUAAAGCGAGUUAAUCAUAUUUUUCAAACAAAAAUGUACCAAAUGGGGAUAUACAAAUUAAGGGUGAAUAGGAAGUAUAUGAUUAUACAAGAGAAAAUAUACAAAAAACUUGCAGAAAAACAAAAGAUAAAAAUUAUGAGAAAGUGUGUAAAAGUUCUACAAAAAAAAGUUGCAAAACAAAAGAGAAAAGAAACAGAACAAGAUAUGAUAACAUUUUUUUAUAACAACUUUAUAAAAAAAAUAUAUUUUAAAAAAAUGAUAAAUAUAUCUACUCAGUUAUUAAAAUAUGAAAAUAAUAUAAUGGAAAAAAUAAAAUUGAAUAAUUAUUUUUAUUGUAAAAGAUCUCAUUUUAUUAAAUGGAAACUAUUUGUAGAAAAAAAAAAAAAAUAUAAAAAAAUGGAAAAUUUAAUAAAAUUAAAAAAAAUGGCAAGGAUAUUUUUUGUUUUCCUAUAUGUUAGAGCUAAAACUUCUUAUAAACAAAUUUUAAUAAUGUAUAAAAUUUUUAUUUUAUUCAAUAGUACAUCUAAAGAAGUAGACACAACAUCUCAGUUGCUUGACUUUGGUUAUUCUUUAUUUUCUAAUGUUUAUAUUUUUAAGGAUAAUAUUGAACACAAUGUUAGAAGAAACGCGACAUCUAAUAGUUCUGGUUCUAAAUAUACUUUUCAAAACAAUUCUACCAUAUGUAGUAACGUGACAAGUGAUUUAGUGAUCGAUGUAGAACCCAAACCAGCAGAACCCAUUUUAUUAAAUUACUGCAAAAGUGAAGAAAAAGAAAUAAUACAACAAAAUGAAAGUUUUAGUAAUAAUAUAAUGAUAAAAAAAAAAAAUAGGAAUUUAUUUUUUAAGAAUAUAAAAAAAUAUUUAGGAUUAAAUACAAUAUAUUCAGAAAUGAAAAAAAAAGACAACUUAAAUAUAAAUGGGAAUAAAAUUAAGAUAAAAAAUGAUUAUUUUGCUAACUUUUUAAAUGUUUGUAAUUUUUUAAAAAAUAAUAAUAUUAACAGAUUAAUAUUAAAUUAUUUAAUGUUGUAUGAUAUAUAUGAUAUAAAUAUUUUUUUUAUUCACUACAAAAAAAAAUUCAAAUCACUAUAUAAUUAUUUUUUUAAUUUAUUGUCAAUAAAAAUGAAAAAAGCAUUAUUAAAAAUAUUUAAAAAAAAUGAUUCAUACUAUUAUAUAAAGUUAAUAAAUUCAAAAGAAAAACAAAUUCAAGAUAAUCUUAAAAUUCUUUUAUUUAUUUAUUAUUUAUUUAAUAGUGCAUCUUUUCCAUUUUAUGAAAACAAUAGCAGUCUAUACAAUAUACAAAAUAUAUGGCUAAUUAUAAAUGAUCUUUUUAAAAAUUCAAAAAAUAAACAAAACUAUAAUGAUAAAAAUAAUAAUAUGGGUAUUGGAAAUAGUGAUAAUUUAUCAGUUAUAAAUGGAUUUUACGAUAAAAAAAGAGAUUACCAUUAUAAUAAUAUAGAAAAUAAAUAUGUUGAGUUCAUAGGGAGGAAUAGCAAUUCGAGUAGUGAUUGUAACAGUGAUUAUAAUAUAAAUUAUGAUAAUAAUUAUUUCACAUUUGAUAAAUAUGAAUAUGUUGAUGAACAUACAAAUUUCCGCGUAAAAAAUGGUAUGAACAUGUAUAGAAAUGAAAAAUCUAUACAAAAUAUGAAUUGUACAGAAAUAAUAAAUAAAGAUGGAAUAUUGACAAUGCAAACUAAAAGAAAAUAUAAUUUAAUAACAAUAGAAAACUAUGAAAAUAAAAUGAUGUAUUUAUAUAAUAGACUUCAAGGUUCUAUAUUAAAUAGAUUUAGAGAAAGUGAAAUGAUCAUAAAAUAUUCUUUUCUUUUAAAUUUAAAAAUAUCAAAGCUAAUACAAGUGUAUUUAUUUUUUAAAAAAAUGAAAAAUUGGUUAAAUGUGUGGAAUAAAUAUAGUUUAUCAAAGAAAGAAAAAAGAGACAGCGAUUUAAAUAAAAUUGGAAAUUUUAAAAAAAGGAUAAAUACAGAAAAUUUAGAAAAAUAUUUUGGUACAUGGAUAUUAUUAUUUAAUACAAAAGUUAAAGAAAUGAAAAACCAACGAAAAGCUAUUUUAAAAAAGCAUAUUCAAUUAAUUUUUAUAUUUUGGCAUAAACUUAUAAUUGUAAAUAAUUAUGAUAAGGAUAAAUUUUUGGAGCUAAAAAAUGAAAGUGAAAAAAAAUUGAAAUUUGCAUAUUUUAUAAAUUAUUAUAAUUUCUUUAAAAAAAGAAAAAAUGAAAAAGUGUAUUAUGAAAUUGUUUUAAAUCAUACUAAUAAUAAAAAGAAACAGACAUUUUUUUAUGUAUGGUUAUUAUUGUAUAAAUAUGAAAAAAAAUGUCAUUCUUUAAUAGAAAAGAAAAAUUAUAUUUUAUUACAAUAUUUUUUUUAUAAUUGGGUAUCUAUAUAUGAAAAGAAAUUAAUAUAUAUGAAUUUUAUAAAUGAAAUUAAAAAGAUAAUUCUUAAAAAAAAUAUAUUCAAGGAUGUUAUUCGAAAUUUUCGUUACUUUAAUUUUAUUAAAUUGAAAAAAGACAUGUUACAAAAAAAAUAUUUCCAAAUAUAUUAUAAUUUAAUCAAGAAAAAUAGUAUUAUAAAUAAAUUACAAAUAUAUAUAUAUUCAUCUUUGCAAUACAAAAGAAUGAAACAUUUAUUUUUCUACUGGAACAGAAAGUUCAAUACUCGAAAAAAAUGUUUGGAAAAUUAUUACACACAUUUGUCCAAAAAAAAACAUAGCAUAUUCACCAAAUGGAAAAAUAUAUUUACUAAAAAUAAAAACAUAAAUGAUGAAAAAUUGACAAAAUUUAACAAACUAAUAAUGUCCAUUUAUCUACAAAAAUUAAUUAUUUAUUGCCGUUAUAGAAAAGUAAAAAAAAGAGUUAGAGAAAAAAUAAUGAAUAAAUAUUUUUUUCAAUUAAAAAAAAAAUAUGAACAAUCUAGCCAAAUUAAAGCCUAUAUUAAUAAAUAUAAAUUGAAUGUAAAAAAAAAUGUGUUUUCAGCAUUAAAUAGAUAUAAAAUUUUACGAAAACAUAAUAACAAUUUAAAGAAAUAUUGUACAGAAUAUAACCGGAAAGGUGUAUUGAAGAAGUAUUACAAAGUAUGGAUUAUGCAAUAUUUUAAAUUAAAAAAAAUAAAUAAUUGUGUUAAAGAGUUGUUAAUACAAAAUGAUAUAUUAAUGAAAACGACAAUUAUCAACAAUUGGAUUAAUUAUGCAAAAAAAAAAGCAACACUUCAAAAUUAUUAUCAUAUUGUAAUAUCAAAGAAAUACAAAAUUAUUAAGAAUAACGUAUUUUACAAAUGGAGGUAUAUGCACACAUUCUUUUCAAAACAAAGACAUAAAAUUUUGGGAGAAAAAUUCAAUAUUUGGAUGCGUAAUUUUAAGUUUGUAAUUUUUAUGAACAAAAUACAGAUACAUUUUUAUAACAUUUAUCAAUACAAUAUAUCAUCUUUUUAUUAUAUAUUAAAAAAAAAAAAUGAAAAUUAUAAAUUAUUGCAAAACGGAUAUUUCCCUUUUGUAAAAAAUCAAAUAAAAGAAAUAAUUGAUUAUAAGGGAAGAUUUAUGCGCACACUUUUUUAUGCAAUAAAUAGUUAUACUAAUAAAAGAAAAAAAUUACGAUUGUUAUUGGCUAGUAGUAUUGAAAAACUAAUAAAAAAAAGGAAAAGUCAAUGUUUCUCUAUAUUAUUAAAACACAAAAAUAUAAGCCAAAAAAAAGUACACUUACACAAUUUAUAUCUUAAAUACACUAUUGAAAAAAAGUUUUAUCUUUUUAAAAAAUAUUUCUUUAUAAUAAUAAAUUUAUAUUUUUAUAACAAUCACUUGCGAUUAUGUCAACAAACAAUAAAAUGCAGAAAAAGACAGAGAGUACUCAGUGAUUUUUUAACACAAUGGAAAAUUUAUAAAGAAUAUUCAAAAGAAAAAGCUGCUUUAAAAAUGUUAUCAAAUAAUUUUUUGGCAUAUAGAAGAAAAACUGAAUUUAUUGUGGCUUUAAAACAAUAUUGCAUUGAGAAUAAAUGGAAAAAUUAUUGUGAAUAUAAUUCUUUAAUGUUUUAUAAAAAGGUUAAGGAAAAAAUGGUAGCACAAUUUUUAGUCCAUUGGAAAAAUAAAGCCCUUUGUCAUUUUAAUAAAAUAAAAAAAAUUGAAGAUUUUAAAAAUAAAUGCAAUAUUAAUGUUAUGAAAAAAUAUUUCUUCAUUUUAAUAUUUUCCAUUAAUAAAGUGAAAAUUGAAAAAAAAAAUUUUGAUAUAGUUAGGUUUAAAAACGAAAAAAAUAUAAAACAAUAUAUAUUUAAUAUAUUAUACAACACCGCCUUAACAAAUAUAAAUAAUUAUGAACAAGUCAUACAAAUAGCUAUAGAAAAAAAAAAGAAUUACAUUUUAAAGUGUGUCUUUUUGUUCCUUCAUAGCUAUACACUAACACGAAAAAAAAUUAAUAAUAUAUUUAUUAAAGUUAAACAAAAUAAUACCACAAUACUUCUAAAAAAGUAUUUCUAUAAUUUAAUUUUUAAGUAUGUCAUUAAUAUCAAUCAUCACAAAUAUUACUAUUAUAACAAAUAUCUUUCUAUUUGGAAGUAUUAUGUUGUUAUACAAAAAAGGGAACAAAAUGAAGUUUGUAAAUCAGGUCAAGAAGAGGAACUUGAAACCAAUGAAGAUAAUUAUUAUAAUAAUUCUUCAGAGGAUAAUAUAAACGAGGAAUCAGAAAAAUUAUCGGGAGAUGAUAUUAGCGAGCUUGACCAAAUAAAUUAG
Messenger RNA from Plasmodium berghei ANKA, 9057 nucleotides. RefSeq names its product conserved Plasmodium protein, unknown function. NCBI's taxonomy places the organism in Eukaryota, Apicomplexa, Aconoidasida, Haemosporida, Plasmodiidae. Bases 1 to 9057 code for a protein of 3018 amino acids. The transcript is spliced from 7 exons. The record is from RefSeq and is a predicted model, not a curated record.